GCACGGAUCCAAAAACUAGUUUAACUUAUUUAAUAUGAUAUCUCUCAAAGGCAAAGUAAAACCAUCUCCUCCGUGUCUCUCCCACACUGAUUGCAAACACGAACAAGUAAUUGAAACUCCUACAGUUGAAUCAGAAACACUCCACGCCUACGCUAUUGCCUUAUAAUCUUUGUUCCACGCUUUUCCCUCUCCUCUUCGCACACAGCCUUCCUUCCUAGGGUUUCAUCCAAUUAUGAACUGUGAAGUGUGCCAGCUCAAGGAACUGGAACUGGAGCAUUUUGAGAUACGCGAGGUCUUGCGAUGCAUAUUGCACACGAUCGUCUUUCACCGUGCCUUGGGUCUCGUGCGCCCUAAAGACGUUGACUUGGAGCUAUUUGACGUCACUUAUGUGCAAUGUGGAGAGGCAGAGCUUGAAAAGAAAAUAGAUGAGAAGAUUGAGCAGUUUGUUUGUUGGGUGGAGAAGCACCCAAACAAGAAGAGUCAGAUAUGUUUAUCUUUCUAUGAGGUGAAGAACAAACAGGCGUCUUGGUUCAGUAACAAGAUUGAACGUUUGUAUUGGGAGCAGUGGUAUAUUAAUCUGAAUGUGGCCCAGCAUCCGAAGGCACAUUCUAGCAAGUAUCAUCAUUCCAAAGUUGUUGAUCCUGGAGUAGAGGGAGCAUUGGAGGAUAGAAAUGCUCGAAGUGCAGCACUGGAGGCAUCGCUUCGUGAGGUUUUAUUUCAGAUAAUUAAAUUUGUUAAUGAGAAGAAGGAUCAUGUUCCACCUAUACCAAAUCUUGAGGGUGCUGUUUCAUUUCCCUAUGAAAUUACAAUCCCUAGUUCAUCAGAUUCUGCAUUUGGGAUGGACAUGAUCAAGAGAAUGCUACAGACAGGACAUCCAACAAUGCUAAGUUGAUUGUCAAAGUUCGCAGAGCGGUCUAUAAGGUUAAAAUGGAUUCUUGUUCAUAUGAAUAGGCUGGUAAUAUGAUGCUGAAGAAAAGCUAAGGAAGGCAAAGUUCAAUCUCUCUGUAAACAAAGCAGAAUCUAUAGGUGCAAAAUAACUUGUAUAUAUUUUCAAAUGAAACCCCUUUUUUAAUCUGUCGUUGAUAUCUUUUAUUUCUUUUAUUUAUCUUCUCUCAAGAGUUUACGGUGUUAUGUAGUGGCUAUGUCCAAUGUCACAUGAACAUCUUAGACCAUUUACUGUUACGAUUGCGUCAAUAUGAUGGGUUGCAUGUUAUAUUUGAAGAUAAAUACUUAGUGUUUCAUUUGCAUUAGUUUGUGAAUU
Molecule: messenger RNA, 1261 nt
Organism: Glycine soja
Lineage: Eukaryota; Viridiplantae; Streptophyta; Magnoliopsida; Fabales; Fabaceae
Product: autophagy-related protein 101
Exons: 6
Coding region: 233-892 (219 amino acids)
Biological process (GO): autophagosome assembly; autophagy
Cellular component (GO): phagophore assembly site
Source: RefSeq, a predicted model, not a curated record